UGAGUAGGGAGGGGACAGGUGCGAAGUGUAGGCAGGGAAGAAAAGGAACAGACAGUCCGUGCUGGCAGCCCGAGUCCCCGCACAUUCCUCGUCUCAGAUCACAGUCACAGUCACAGCCAGCCGGCCGGGCGGAUCGCAGGGGACAUCCUGCUUGUAUUCUGUCAUCUGUACACCUGGGAGCACAGCUACCUACCGCCACAGCUACUUACCACCCGGAUUCUGCGAUCAGCUGCUGGACUUUACCAGUCCUUCCCAUGGGGUCAGCCCGAGGAUCUGUCACAAUGUACUGCUGCUUCCUGGCACUGCUCCUGCCAUUGGUUGCAGCAGAAAAAUCUUGUCAUCACAUAAAACUUCCUGUGCAUCAUAAUAUCCGUACAGGAUCCUUGGUUGGCACUGUUGAUCUGCAUAAAUGUUUGCACCCCAAUGAGGCAGUUGCUGGAACAACUAAUUCCAAUUUCACAAUUGAGCAUGUUAAUUUCGCUUUUGCUAUAUAUGCCACAAAACAUGUUAAGAUGCCUAUUCAUCCAGUUUCACUUGGAAUCAUACUGCAGAACCAAGAUUCAAAAAAGGAAAGGAUUAUUCCAGUGACACUUGUACCUGAAAAAAAUGCUGAGAAAGGAAGAUAUACCAGAGAAUUGCUGCUAAGACGUACAAAAAGGAGGUGGGGUCCUAUGCCCAUCGGACAUAAUGAGAACUACCGAGGGAUAUUUCCAUGUUUUCUUGAACGGGUCCAGUCUGACACUCAGGUGCUAUAUGAUAUUAUUUACACUAUUUCGGGACCAGGAGUGGAUCAGCCACCAAUAGGUUUGUUUCAGAUGAAUCCAAAAACUGGAGACUUGUACAUCAAUGGCCUAGUGGAUCGGGAAGAAUACCCUUCUUUUCCGCUAACAGUUUAUGCAACGACAGUAGAUGGAUAUUCACCGGAGUCUCCUCUGACACUACCAGUCAACAUAGAAGAUGACAAUGAUAAUGCCCCAGUGUUUACUGAAGCCGUGUUUUGUGCUGAAGUGUUGGAGCACAGUAAAGCUGGUACUAUUGUGGGAAGAGUAAAUGCCUCAGACAGAGAUGAGCCACAAACUCGACACACCCUGCUAAGAUACUAUCUUCUUAGACAAAUUCCUCCAUCACCACUCCUUUUUGCUGUGAAUGCAGAAUAUGGCAUAGUCACUACAUUAUCAAACAGCCUUGAUAGAGAGACAUUGGACCACUACACUCUUAUACUUGAAGUGCGUGAUAUGGGUGGCAGCAUAGGUUAUUUGUCUUCCACUGGCACCAUGUCUAUAACGGUCACUGAUAUGAAUGAUUUUGCACCAAUCUUCUCACAGCAAUCCUAUCAGACUGAAGUGAAUGAAAAUGAAUAUGGAAUGGUCAUACUGAGAAUUCCUGUAACAGACAAUGACUUGCGCAAUACUUCAAACUGGAAAGCUGUGUAUACAAUCACACAAGGAAACGAGAAGCGCUUUUUCAAUAUAACUACUGAUCCAAUGACAAAUGAAGGACUGCUUUCGGUUGUAAAGGGAAUAAACUAUGAAGAAGACAAAAGCUUUCUACUACAAGUUGCAGUCGCUAAUGAAGUAAGCCUAAUAACACCAUCUGGGACAAAAAGCAGCGGUAUUGUUACUGUUCCUGUCACAGUCACUGUUAAAGACGUCGAUGAAGGUCCUGAAUGUCAGCCAAAAAUUAAAGAAGUAUUUGUUCAAGAAAAUCAGACAGUUGGUACGCUAGUUACAGAAUAUACAGCAAUUGAUCCUGAAACUAAAACUUCUACUGGCAUACGGUACCAGAAGUUGUCAGAUCCACUAAGUUGGGUCAGUGUGGCUGAUAAUGGUCGAAUUACUACUGCCCAACUUAUGGACUAUGAAUCCAAAGAUGUUCCAAAUCACAAGUAUAACGUAACCUUUUUGGCAACUGAUACAUCUGGAAAGACUGGCACCUGCACUUUAGUGAUAAACCUUACGGAUCUUGAUGAACAUGGACCGCAGUUUUCUAGAAUCAGUGGCAGUAUUUGUACAAAUGGUAGAACAUCUGACCGUUUUGAAGUAGUUGACAAGGAUGGAAGUGUCGUCAAAUUUCCAUACAGAAUUCAACUCGAUAGCAGCGUAGACACAAGGGUGCAGAAUCAGUGGCGCAUUACCCAAGAAAAUGAUAACACUGUUAGAGUUGAAAAUGCUGGUAAUGAUGUUGGAACAUAUGUUGUGCCGGUAAAGAUAAUUGAUCAUUUGGGUCGUGCCACAAUCCAGAAUGUGGGGAUUUCAGUGUGUAACUGUCCUGAUGGUCAGAACUGCGUUUCACCACGUACUAGCUCAUCUACUGCGCUUGGAGGGCUAGCUAUUCUUAUAAUGGUUCUGUCAGCGCUAUUGCUUGCUUUACUUCUCUGUCUUUUGUUGGCAUGCCUGUGUGGAGCUGGAGCAGGCAAGGGCAAUCUGGGUUAUGUUGAUGAUGCAGCACAGCAGAAUUUGAUUGUUGCAAACACGGAAGCGCCCGGAGCAGAUGUCAUGGAUCCGAAUUUUAAAGUCCCUAUUACGAUUAUAAACAGCAACAAAAGCGGAAAUGCUCAGCCUGGUUCGUAUGAUCAGAAUAGUCAAGAAAUGACUCAAAUCAGGAACCAACAGCUUAAUACUUCAAAAAUUACAGACCACCACCUAGGUAUGCGUACCCUACAUUCUAUGGGAGGAGGACAUCAAAGAUUUGACCCCAGCAGACAGACCUAUUCAGAGUGGCAAAGUUUCAUGAACACUCACCUUGGAGAUAAAUUAUAUGUGUGUGGACAAAAUGAAGAAACGCAGCAUGGUGAGGAUUAUGUUGUCCCAUACAAUUAUGAAGGAAGAGGAUCAGCAGCUGGUUCUGUAGGCUGUUGCAGUGAACUUCGAGGGGAUGACGAUAGGAUGGACUUUUUAAAUCAUCUUGAACCAAAAUUCAGGACAUUAGCAGAAGUUUGUGCAAAAAAAUGAGUCGUUUAUCAACAGACUGUCUUUAUCAUGUGCUCAGUCUUUUAGUAUCUUAUUUUAAACAGAGUGUCGCUCUGUCACGUGUAAAAUAAAUUACUGCCUACAGAAAAGGAAGCAUCAACUGAAAUCCCCCAUAAGUGUUUUUUCAUUGUUUUGACAUUAGUUUACAGUACUUGAAGGGUACCUCUAAUCAUCAUUGUCAUGUUAAUUCCCAACUAGUUCAUAAUCUAUACUGCGGCUUAUCAAAAAUUACAUUUUGAAACCCAAAAUGUCAUUUUUUUUUUUUUUUUUUUGCAAAUCUCUGUCAGUUUCCAAAUAUUUAUUCAAAACCCAAAAAGCUUUGCUACCCAAGAAAAUGGUAAUGCCCAACAUGGAGACCCAAAAAAAUGGAUUUUGGGACCACUUUAAGAUUGAUGCCCACAUUGGUUUUAGGACCAUUAUUUUGUAAAUGCGAAGAUGAUUUUGAAUUGUGAAACCCCUUUUGUGUUGUGUGUGUGUGUAUAUAAUUUUAUUGUGAUCAUGGCACAGGAUCAAAUUUAAUUAACAACCUUUAAAAGUAGGCAUUCAAAUUCCCAUAUGAAGUUACUAUGAACAUGACAGUCAAAAAGAAUGGAACUUUAUGUUUUUUUUAGCACUUUUUUCAACUGACCCCUUUUAAACCAUUGCUCUAUCACUAUUUAUAUGCAGUAAAGAACAAAAGUGCAAAAUCCAAUUGUUGUAAAGUGUUCUCUAUUACUACAUGGUAUAAAUGUGCUAUAUACAGUAAAAUGUACCAUAGUGUUUUUGUUUUUCAAAGGUUGUCUUAGAAACUUUAGGUUAUAUGUGUUGUGUGUUUUUUUUUUUUUUUUGCUACAUUGUUUAGAAUACAUGGUAAAAUACAAAUUUUUGUGGUUCUUUAUGCCUUUUUUGUUAGUAGUCCAUGUUGUUAGGUUGAGAUAUCUGCACCUUGUUUUUUGUGUAUAUACUUUUUUUUAUGUUUUCCCCCUCAAUAAAUAAUGCUUACAACAUACAGCUGCAACACAAGCAAAAUAAUGACUACAAGCAAAAUAAUGACACCUAAAAAUUAUUAAUGCACAAAUGUUUUUUGUUACGCAAGGCUAAGCUACACUGUGACAGUUUGGUUAUGUUUUUAAUCUAGUUCCUAGACAGCAUUCACAUGUCCAAACCUAACUCUUGGAAAGUGCAGGGGGUGGGGGGAUUACAUGGCCUGAAUUUGCCAAUAAAAUUUAAGAUUGUUAUAAACCCAAAUAUUUUUUCUUAAUGCAUGCCUUGCCGCCCAUUUUACUUACCCGAGCCCUCUUUUAAUUCAGCGCUGUGCCCAUCUGCAGCUCUUCUCUGCCCUCACUUCCUGGUCUUGCUGGCUUUGCUGAGACACUGGAGCCUGGGCUCCCGCUGCUGUCAAUCAAAGCCAGUGAUGAGAGGGAAGGGGGCGGCUUAGGGUUCUGCUGUUCGUGACUAUAAACAGCAGGGCUCGGGAGUGAGCCCAAGGGAGCACUCACCAAAGAGGAGGUCCGGGGCUGCUUUCUGCAAUUUCAUUGCAGAAGAGCAGGCAAGUUUAAACCUGUUUGUUAUAAGAAAGAAAAGGAAAAAAAAAUAAACGCAUUUGCAAUCUUAACAGUGUAGACAAAUGCCAACAUACACUAGAUUUUUUGAUAAGUUGGUACUAGCCUAUACAGUAACUAACCUAUUUUGUCAAUGACAAGAAUAGAGUAACUAACUUAUACAAUUUUUAAGAGCUAAUUCAUUCCAUUCCCAAUGACCUACCGAUAUGUAAUUAUGUGUGGGUUUUUUUUUUUUUUUUUUU
Messenger RNA from Rana temporaria (common frog), 4752 nucleotides. Its product is annotated as desmocollin-2-like. Lineage: Eukaryota; Metazoa; Chordata; Amphibia; Anura; Ranidae. Gene Ontology annotation, molecular function: cadherin binding; calcium ion binding. The record is from RefSeq and is a predicted model, not a curated record. Gene Ontology annotation, cellular component: adherens junction; cytoplasm; postsynaptic specialization membrane. The coding region runs from base 255 to 2951 and encodes 898 amino acids. The transcript is spliced from 16 exons. Gene Ontology annotation, biological process: regulation of axonogenesis; regulation of synaptic transmission, glutamatergic; multicellular organism development.